This is a messenger RNA of Pseudo-nitzschia multistriata, 3709 nucleotides long. The record is from the annotation of a GenBank genome assembly. NCBI's taxonomy places the organism in Eukaryota, Bacillariophyta, Bacillariophyceae, Bacillariales, Bacillariaceae.
AGCAACAACGGAAUUUCAAUUUCAAAUUUCUCGUUGAAAUCGACAGAAGAAUUGAAAUUUAACGCCAAACAUCUCAUGAGGAUACCAUAUUCAACGCAAUACGACAUUGGCUCGUUCCGACUCGACUGUCAUCAGAGCAGAAGAGGAUUCUAAAGUGUAGAGAUCGGUACCCGCGUCUAAAAUCAACACCAUUCUUGAUCGGUGAAAAGGUUUCGAGACCUUUUCAGAUCUUGAUCGUUGCGAAUGACCAGAUACCACCCAAACGACGUGACCGAAAGCCGAGAAGGAGACGAAGUUUGCAGAGGAGACAAAUGGAACUACGAAAAACAAGACCGGGAUGGACCAAAUGGAAUGUCAGGACCUGAACGACUCUAUUCAUGUGGUCGAGAAAACGAGAAUAAAUACCGUUGGCAAGCAGACAGCGAGUCAAGCGACGACGCGAUAGAGUUUACGAAAGAAAGAUACAAUGUACGAAAGCACCGAUGUUACGAAUCAUCAACUGCAUCCAUCUCGACAACAACGACCGCAAAUCCACUGGCGAGACCACGAUUUAGACGUUAUGCGAACCAAAAGGCAGAGCAGAAAGUAAAUAUCGAAGAUGUAGCUUCUGAUUUAGUCUCUAGGCUUGUCGGUCAACUGAACUUCUCUCGAUCGCUCAGCUCUUCGUAUAUUUCAUUGGCCGGAGAAUCAGAGUCUGAUGAUGACUGUGGUGUUUCGUCAUCGAAAAGUAUAGAACCCUCUGGUGAAAAUAUCAACAAUCGAGAAAAAGAAACAAGUGAGAUCGAAACUGCAUUUUUUCAAUUGCUGAGUUGGGACGAAAGACAGAACCACGAGAUAUCGUCUGAUUCAAUUGAAGGCGAUAAAACGGGAGUUGAUCGUAGCUAUGAUGCUGGUGAUGAGCACAGCACUUUCACAAGAAAGUUUGAAAAUUCGGAAGACAAAAAUUUCAUGAAGGAUACCGAACCUACAUUUUUUCAGUUACUUAGUUGGGAUGAAGAGAAAGUCAGCGAGAAUUCUUCUGACUUGCUCAAUAGAGUUUCCAAGAAAAGUGAUAGUAACUUGAGGCGACAUAUGAGUGAAGAAGAUACUUUAAACUUGUCCAUUCCCUCGAGAAACCAAGAAUAUUCAGAUUGUUUAUGCAGAGCCGAAGAGAGAACAGAACCGUCCAUAGAUGCUGCAACAUUAGGUACUAGAAAUGAAGCGGAAGUAGAUGUACCAGCUGAGUCCUUUUGGACUUCAGGAACGAAUGAUUCUCCACGCUGUCAGAAAGACGGAGAGACUAAUGGCGUUGUCAGUAACUCGGGGAAAAGUAUGAACGAAGAAAUCACUAGUACCUCCGUAUCCUUGACAAAUCAAGAACAUUUAAUUCAAUCCAACAAAGCCGAAGAGAGAACGAAACUAGCAGUUCACGUUUCGCAACCUUCAUUAUUGUCGCAAACAUCUGAAUCAAAAACUUUGGAUGGAGUAGAAAAGUUUUCAUCAGUUGCACGCUCUCGGAUUCAUACAAAGAACGAUUCUCCCCUAUGCAAAGGUGUACAAUUCUUUAGUAGCUGUCACAUCCCUAACAUUCAGUCACAAGACAGCGAAUAUAGCCACAGUAAAACUAUGACCACUUAUAGCAGUCACGAGGAAUCACAAAUCAUAUCAAUUCACAGGUAUAGUGACGAUUUAACCGAAGGAAACGAUACCAUCACCACCGAAGUGGAUGGAGAUAAGCGAUUCAAGUCAUUGGCAUCCAAGUGGAAAGGAAGAAAAAAUAUGACAUCAAAUGCUGUGCCACUCUCUAUCGAUAAAAGUAUGAAAGAGAAGUAUAAUCAAUCAGUAAGAAGAGUGACUGACAGUAAUAAUUCAAUUGAACGAAAGGAUGCUUUAAGCUUCAAAAUGGAGAGUGAUAAGCGAAUCCAGACACUAGCAUCAAAGUGGACAGAGGGGGGGGAGAGGAUGUCAAGUGCUAUGCCCCUCUUGAUAGAAACAAGUAUGAUAGAGAGUACCAAACAAUCAGAGAGAAGAGCAGACAAUGCAAGGGAAGGCCGUUCCCCAGAUCCAAAGAGUAUCGCUGUGUAUUCAGACACUGAGUUAACAUCAAACAAGCAACAACUUCUCGGCACGAAAAAUAAAAAUGAAAAACUUUCUCCCGACGAGAAAAUCAAUGGCAGAGAUUCUACUUCCUUGAUCCGACAAGAUACGAUUGGAAAACAAGAUUUUGCGAAGACUAGAGAUAAUGUUGGAAAGGUCCGGACAAAGUCGGCUCGAACGAAUAAGCAAAAAGAACAACUCUUCGGAAUUGAUUGUGUUGUGCACCAAUCUUUUUGUCCAAGUGAUGAAGAACCCAAUGACGUUGAAAAUGUCGAAACUGUAGAAAAAUCUACAUCAGAUAAAAAUGAAGGAGUUGUAGAAUAUUCACCAAAAUACGAUGAGUCUAUCACCAAGGCAACAAUCGCAUCUUGUUCAACUACCAAAAAAACAAAAGCACCUGCUAUAAAGGAGUUGAUGAAACGUAUAGAUGCAUGCGGCUCAAAUGACCAGUACAUCGAUAAUUUGCUGUCUAACAUUGAUUGCAUUGUACAUCGUCUUAUAAAAGAAGGGAAACUUCCAGGGAACAAUAUAAAUGACGAAGACAACGAUCCCUUGCAGAUGACGCUGAAAAACAAUACUGAAGAACUCUUAAGAAACAUUUCAUUUCUUCGAGCUCACCGUGUCGAAAGGUCCGCUGAGAAGACCUUGAGCUCUCAGACGAUACCAAUCUCGUCAGCGAUGGACAAUCGAUUAUCAGAAAAGAAUCGAGGAAACCUUUCCGAUACGAAGGGGAACAAAGCAAGUAUCAAUCGGAUUCGACGCAGAUCAGCGUCAAAUUUGGCAGAAAUACGAGCAAAACGUCAUGAAACCGUCAUGCGAAUCAAUAAGCAACGACAACAGCUUGCGAUGCUGAAGAACGCGAGAUCUUCUUCAAAACAGCCCUCUUCGAUUGAAGUCGCCAAGAAUAGUUCGUUACCAAGGCCAUCAGUUUCCAACAGUCGCAAGAGAAGGCCAAGGCCGGAAGACAUUAUGCCUGUUCAAACUCAGAUUUCGAGGUCAACUUCACCGGGUGCUAACGGCCGAAAUCCACAACUCAAAACCCAGAUUGUUCAACCCUCUGCGUCUUAUAUUGAUUUGGUAGAAUGGGAAAAGACUGAGCUGAAGAAGUUGCCUCUCAUUUUAGAAUCUUCAAAAACCGAACGUGGGGAAAGUGCCGACUCAUAUGACGAUUGCCAAUCAUUUACGACUAUCAAUAGAAAGAACGGCAAUGCUGUUCGAUUUAGCACGUAAUGGUGACAUUGCAACCGCUUUUACUUCCCAACAGUAGAAAAGACACCGCCUACUUGACGCAGCGUAUGACUGGAUAUUUACUCAAUUCGAGAAAAACUUACUACAGUACGUAAAAAUAUAUAUUACAAUUCACGGGGGCAAAAGAAUCAGAAAAAGGAUGUGAUCUUUUCUCAUCAGUUUAAACGAUUCUUGUACCAACCAACUUUAUCCGUUCCACCCAAUGUAAUGUAUUGACUAACGACUCGCAGUUAUAGCUUCUUUCGCAAUGAUUCCAUCUUAUCUACGUAGGCCGCAAUUGCAACAUUGUUAUCGCCCAUAAAAAUCCCCCUCUCAGUGCGAGGAUUAAUAUCAGAAAGACCAAAUCAGCCACAACAUACCCAGCCCGACGGAUUUCUCUGUUAUG